This is a messenger RNA of Anoplophora glabripennis (Asian longhorned beetle), 942 nucleotides long. RefSeq lists its product as uncharacterized. The coding region runs from base 1 to 882 and encodes 293 amino acids. The transcript is spliced from 3 exons. The record is from RefSeq and is a predicted model, not a curated record. NCBI's taxonomy places the organism in Eukaryota, Metazoa, Arthropoda, Insecta, Coleoptera, Cerambycidae.
AUGGCAAAUAAGUGGAACUCUGAAACAACUUUAAAAUUUAUUCAAGAAUAUAAGAGUCAUUUGUGCUUGUGGGACUUUAAAUUCGAAAAUUACAAAAACAGGCAAAUGAGAGAAGCAGCUAUAUUAACAAUUAUAAAAGUCAUGGAUAUAGAAGGUUUUGGUGUUGAUUCCAAGAAAUCUGGUACUGGAGUAAGCAGUUUAUACGAAUCAAACAUAAAGUGGUUGAAAGAGUUGGAACCAGUUUUCAGGAAUGAAGAGAAGAGAGACACCUAUGAUAAUAAUGAAGAGAGCUCAUUAGAAAGUCAAGAUCAACUGUCAGCAAGCCGAAAUAUACAAGAGCAUCCACCACCCAACAAAAAAAAGUGUCAAGAUACUGUGACCAACCAACAAGUCAGUUCUGCAGGAUGUACAGAAUCUUCUCGACGAACUACAAAAAAAGAGAUAUUUCGCGCUAUUUCAGAUUUAAAAGCUUUGAACGAAAGCGUCUUAGAACCCGUUGAAGACGCACAUGAUGUAUUUGGUAAAAGCGUUGCUAUGCAAUUAAAGGAAUUUUCUGAAGAAAACGCGCUACUUGCUAAAUGCAAAAUACAAAUUAUUUUAACUGAAAUUGGCAUAAAAAAUUUGCAACAAAAACGUCAUAAUACUGUAUCCAGCUUGGUUGGAUCACGGCCUGAGUCAUCUAUUUCGUCAUGCAGUUACAUAUCAGUUCCAUCUAUUUCUCCUGGAUAUUACUGUCAAACUUCAACAUCAUCAAAUCAUGGAGAAAUAGAUACUCAUGGAAUUAAUGACGUUACUACGUUAAAUAACAGUUCAGAAAGCAACAUAUUGUCUGCAGCACUACGGGCAACCUUUAACACUGAAAAUACUACCGAUUAUCACUAAUUUACAUAAAAAGUAUUAUGGACUUGUAAGUUUUUGUAGAAUAAACUAGUACAACCUGAA